CUGGAAGUAUAUAAGACAUGUCAGAGGCACCAAGAACAGAAGCAUCGACGAGCAUCUGGAACCAACACUUCAAAUCUACUGUUCAUCAAGAGAUUGAGCGACAAAAAUGACUGGAGCCGCUGUGUCCACAUGCCUACUUUUUCUCCUGUCUGUAUGUUCAUCGUGUUACAUCUCUAACUGUCCUAUCGGUGGCAAAAGGUCCAUCAUGGAUGCACCUCUGCGAAAGUGCAUGCCGUGUGGCCCCGGAGACAGGGGUCGCUGCUUCGGCCCCAGUAUCUGCUGCGGGGAGGGCCUCGGCUGCCUGCUCGGCUCCCCGGAAACGGCUCACUGCGUGGAGGAGAACUACCUGCUCACCGCCUGCCAGGCAGGAGGGAGACCCUGUGGAUCUGAGGGAGGACGCUGCGCUGCUUCAGGACUCUGCUGUGAUGCAGAGAGCUGCACCACCGACCAAUCGUGCCUCAUCGAGGAGGAAGGAGACGACCAAACCAGCCUAUUUGAAGGCAGCGACCCCGGUGACAUCAUCCUCAGGCUCCUGCAUCUGGGCGGUCACACUUCUCAUCGAGUUCACCCAUGAGCUGCUCCUGACACCGAGGUCUCAUGAGAAACUCUUCCGCCGUAGAGACAACGUGGGACUUGUAGUUGUAGUUCAUAUAGUUGUAUUGCUAUGUUUGUCAUCAUCACUCUGUAUUUGCUCUUU
Molecule: messenger RNA, 697 nt
Organism: Perca fluviatilis (European perch)
Lineage: Eukaryota; Metazoa; Chordata; Actinopteri; Perciformes; Percidae
Gene: oxt
Product: oxytocin
Exons: 4
Coding region: 107-574 (155 amino acids)
Cellular component (GO): secretory granule; extracellular region
Molecular function (GO): neurohypophyseal hormone activity
Source: RefSeq, a predicted model, not a curated record